AUGGAAUCUCAAAGCCUUUUGCGAGAGAUAGAAAGUUUCCCUCUUGAACAUCACAAUACUCAGAGACGCCCCCUCGACGAGACUAUCUCGGGCUCGAAGCACCGCGUGGUUCGACGAACUUGCAAGUUUUGUGAGAAAGUUUGGUUAGGACUUAUUCCCAGCUUCCUAUCCCGCACGACCAAAGUCGAAGACCGAAGCAGCAAUAAUACAGCCUUCUUGGACGGACUUCGAGGCCUCUUCGCCAUUGCAGUAGUGAACCAACAUAUCUUCGGUUCAUUCGAGAAGUCGACCUAUUAUGGAUUUGGGCUUUCCGCACAUGAAUCAGCACAAUGUUCUUACCGGCACGAGGAGAUUCCAUUCUCCCGUGGGUUUUUCCAACUGCCAAUUAUUCGCCUCACACAUGCUGGGGACGCAGGUGUCUGUGUUUUCUUUGUUCUCUCUGGGUUCGUGCUCUCAUUUCACGCAUUGGGUGAGGCACAUCGCCAAAACUGGCAGAAGAUGUUGAGUACCCUAAGCUCAUCCACCUUCCGCAGAGGGCUCCGGCUCUUUCUGCCUUUGCUGGCUUCGACGAUGUUUACCAUGAUUACUUUACAACUUGGCCUUUGGGAGUUUUCUCACUCAAUAGUUUAUAAUCGCGCGAUCAUGAGAGGGGUACCGGAACGCCAACCCGAGAGAAUGAGUUCGUUUGGUGCUCAACUGAAACACUGGCUACUCUCGUGGUCGCACCUGACGAAUAUAUGGUCCUGGGAGGAGUACAUCUCACCGUACGAUGUCCAUCUGUGGACCAUUCCUUCUGAAUUCCGGGCUUCGAUGCUACUUUAUCUCGUCUUAUUAUCAACGGGUCGCCUCUUGCUUGUAAUCCGAGAUCUUCUGCUUGCAUCGUUUGUCAUUUAUGCCUAUUGCUGGGGUCGAUGGGAUGUUUGCUUGUUCUUAAGCGGUGCGCUUCUAGCAGACACGGUACAUGCCAGAAAUAUGGAAAUUAUCCCAGAAGGCCAGCCUGAAGCCAUCAAAAGACUCUGGAAAGAGAGAUCAAAACUCGCCCUCCAGCUGGCCUCGAUUACGUGUUCGCUGUUUCUGCUGUCCAGUCCCACAUUUUGUGUCGAUUACACUCCGGGCUACCGAUUGCUGGCCCAGCUUAUCCCAUCGUUCGACCGCCAACCGUAUCGGUUCUUUCCGGGUCUGGGAGCUAUUCUCCUAGUCGGGGUGUUGGUGCACACAAACAUUGAGCUUCCGUUCAGGCUCUGUCUUCUCACGACUCCUUUCGUGCAAUACUUGGGCCGCAUCAGCUACAGUAUCUAUAUAUUGCACGGUCCUCUAUUACACCUGGUUGGCUACCCGCUAUUCCCAGCUUUAUGGGAAAUUACAGGAAAAGACGAAAUGUGGAGGUAUGUCUUAGGUUUUAUCGCGGGAUGGUUGAUAUUUUUCUUUCUGCUAGUUUGGAUUUCUGAUUUCUUCUGUCGAUGGAUCGACGAGGAGAGCAUGCGAUUCUCAAAAUGGGUUGAAUUUAAAUUGCUGGCGUAA
Molecule: messenger RNA, 1521 nt
Organism: Aspergillus affinis
Lineage: Eukaryota; Fungi; Ascomycota; Eurotiomycetes; Eurotiales; Aspergillaceae
Product: acyltransferase family protein
Exons: 1
Coding region: 1-1521 (506 amino acids)
Biological process (GO): polysaccharide biosynthetic process
Cellular component (GO): membrane
Molecular function (GO): acyltransferase activity, transferring groups other than amino-acyl groups
Source: RefSeq, a predicted model, not a curated record